This is a messenger RNA of Paramecium tetraurelia, 696 nucleotides long. RefSeq lists its product as uncharacterized. NCBI's taxonomy places the organism in Eukaryota, Ciliophora, Oligohymenophorea, Peniculida, Parameciidae. The record is from RefSeq and is a predicted model, not a curated record. The transcript has 3 exons.
AUGUAUAAAUAAUUGAAUUAAUAAGUUGAAAUCAAAAUAAGAUUUGAUAGCCUACCCUCGAUAUAAGCAAUCUCAAGACAAAGUCUAAACCGAAUUAAAAAAAUCUUUAACCACUCAGAACUUCCAUAAAUUCCUUUUCGAUCAAUUUUUGAAUCUACUGGAUAAUAAAAAAAAUUAACAAUAGACAACUUCGGCCAAGUAGCUGAAUAAAAAUAAAUAAUUUCUACUACUAGAAAAUCUCUUAAAUUAUCAAAAUAUUAAUCUCCUUCAUACUUUUCAAGAAAAAUGCAAUUUAGAAAAUAAUUCCUUAAUUAAUUUAAAUUUGGAAGUAAUACUACUUUAUUUUAGAUAAUUAAUAAAAUAAGUCAAAAAAUGAAUUAGUUACAUGAGUAUAGGAGUGAAAAGGCAAUUCUUUCAGCAGCUGAUAAAUUAAUUAAAUCUCACAUACGUAUUUAAGAAAUAGAAUUGAUUUUCAAAAAUUGUAAACUAAAAGUUUGGUAAUCUGUAGAUACAAUUUUUGUUCGAAUAUACUGUCCUAAAAUGUAAAAGAAGCAAAAAAAUUAUGAAUAUUUUUUAUAGGAUUGUAUUAAUAGAGAAUUGCCCUUUCAUAAAUUCUUAAUUUUGCUUCAAAACAAUUAAAUUAAUUUAAAAAAAUAAAAAUAAACCAGAUUAAUUCUUCUUACAAGUUCUUUAUGA